This is a messenger RNA of Mytilus trossulus (common blue mussel), 1152 nucleotides long. RefSeq names its product FMRFamide receptor-like. Gene Ontology annotation, cellular component: plasma membrane. The record is from RefSeq and is a predicted model, not a curated record. The transcript is spliced from 2 exons. The coding region runs from base 1 to 1152 and encodes 383 amino acids. Gene Ontology annotation, molecular function: G protein-coupled receptor activity. Lineage: Eukaryota; Metazoa; Mollusca; Bivalvia; Mytilida; Mytilidae. Gene Ontology annotation, biological process: G protein-coupled receptor signaling pathway.
AUGGAUGACGGAGACAAGUAUAUCCGUGAUUUUCUGAAAGACUUUAUAAAGGAUAUAAAGAUAAACCAAUCCAAAUAUUUAUCAUGUGGAAAUGGGUCAACAUGUGAUGACCAGUGGACAAAUAAUCACAUCUCAGGCCAGGGGUCAAUUGGAUCAGAUGUAUUCACAUAUGUCACCCCAGUGAUAUUUGCUGUAGGAAUUACCGGGAAUACAAUUUCCUUAUUAGUGUUUCUAACUAAAAACAUGAGGAAGUUAUCUGCAAGUGUAUAUCUUGCAGCACUAUCAACAGCUGAUAUCAUGGCAUUGAUAUUUUAUGUCCUUGUUGAGUGGAUUAGAAAAGGAAUACCAAUCGGUUCCGGACAGGUAACAGCUCCUUUUUUGGAAAGUAAUGGAGUAUGUCAGAUAAUAAUGUUCAUGUCGUAUUCUUUCCGUUUCCUUUCAGCUUGGCUUGUAGCAUGUUUCACAUUAGAACGAUAUGUUGGAGUUUGUCACCCGUUAAAGCGCAAGGACGUCUGUAACCUACGUUCUUCAAAACGAAUCGUUUUCUUUGCGGUUAUAACCUCAUUUGUGAUAGCUUCAUUCCGACCAUGGCUAAGUGAAGUGAGAUAUGUUGGUCCAAAUGAUGUCCCAUCAUGCACCAGACGAUUGGAGCACACGUACCUGUCAUUUAUCUAUGACUGUAUUUUUGGAGUGUGUAUCACAUUUCUGCCAUUUCUAAUUAUAACAAUACUAAAUACAUUGAUCAUUCGGAAGUUAAUAAUUCGGAACAAAAGACACCGACAGGUCAAAAUUAUAACAGAGGAAAGUAUAAUUCGAUUAGAAUUUACCGUUAUUUUGAUAACUAUAUCAUUUUGCUUCAUCGCUUUCAACACGCCAUAUGCCAUUAUAUGGUUCAAACAUUUUCUACAGAUGAGUUCGAUGAGAAUGGAGGAUAGUGUAUUCGUACCAACAAAUCAAAACUUGUUGAAUUUUACAAAGACAAUAUUUUUUAUGAAUUAUUGCAUUAACUUUUUCCUGUACAGUAUUACAGGUGCAUACUUCCGGAAAGAACUCAAAAUGUUAUUUACAUAUAGAAGUAAAGUUUAUCAAAGUUAUCACAAAUGCUCCCUCCCUAACUCUACAGCAACAACUCCACAAUCGUGGAUUCCUUAA